CAGGGUUCUUAAUACUCUGGACACCCUCUCCCGGCUCUGAUCGUGCCGUCUGUGGUCUAAAGUCAAGUAUUGCAAUGCGGUCGGUCAGACUCAAGGCCUCUACCGCGAUCCGGGAGCUUUGUGCACCCUGAAAAUCACAUCGACAUCAUGUCGACCUGGGCGGCGCUCAAUAUUGAGCCGGAUGAGCUGAUCGAGGAAGAGGUUGAUGAUACGAAGGAAAUUCAGAUCGAAGAAGCACUCAAACUCUACCAGAAUGCUUUAAAGCUUCACUCCCAAGGGCCGCAGUUCUACGCCCAGGCCGCAGAAGCAUAUGAUGCCCUGCUGGAUUCGGAGAUAUUCAAGUAUCCCGAAUCCAUCUCCGACUACAAGCGCGCUAACGUACAGGACUCCGAUCUAUCGGUCGAUCUUGCUGGAGGAGCUGGUGCUGCAGAGGCACUUGCCGAGUUUGACAUCAAUGACUCCACUUCGAGCACUUUGAUGCAGACGAUUUACCUGGCUUACAAGAACCAUGGUCAGUUCUUGUUGGACACGUUACGUGCAGCCCUGGAGGGGCUGGCAACCGACGUGCAAGGUGCGGAGGAGCUACCCGCCCAAAUCACCCAACAGGCCAGCACGGCCCUAGCAUCGUUCGCGGAGGCGCUGGAGCGCGAUGAUUCCGAUCUCAACCUCUGGAGGCAGAGCGCAAGACUCUGUAGCACGCUACAGAGCUACCGCCUCACGCGGUACUGCUUGGAAAGCGUCCUGGCUGAUGACGAGAACCGUCUGGAGGUCCGCACCGAACAGCUAGGCUUGGAGGAGACGUUUGCUGAAGAGCGUCUGCGCGAAACUCUGUUGUCCGUGCACGACCGACUAUCUGUCUCACAGGUCCCUCUUAAGAAGCCGAAAAAGUCUCUUCUGAGAUUCCUCAGGAAACAAGCCGAUCCCUUCCCUUACCUUCCGGCACUGCCACAGCAACUCCAGGAUAUGCAACCAUCGCGGUCACCUCUUCCUCUGCAGAGCUCGCCUCAUGAGGUCAGGCCUGUCGGCCCUACGUGGACAGCGCUAGGAAAAGCUAUCCUCCAGUCACUCAUUGACGACGAAUCCGGUGUUUCUGAGAUCAGACCUGGAUCGUCGGUGCAUAUCUCGCUUCCAGCGCUCAGCCCCGAGUCGAAGAGUACCAGAGAAGUUGCAACUCCCGUGUACCACCCGCCAGCACACAAGGUGACCUCUGAGGGGCAACCGCCUGUUCCUGCACCUACUGAACCUGAGCAGGCUACGGAUGAGCCGCUCCGCGUGAAAUCAGAAGGCCCUGACGACCAUUCCUCGAUUGAUCAACGUGCGGAAAAGCAGCUUAUGGAAUCACUAGAGACACAAUCGGUGGAGCCUCCCAAUCAGGCCAAUCAGCCAGAAAGCGUUAACAUGGAUGACGCUAGUGCAAGACCUCCGCCUGCCGGUCGCAAGCGAUCUUCUGCAUUCUUCCAGCCUGACGAUGUCGAGAAUCUGAGGGCGAAGAGCAGGAGAACACGGCUUCGAGAGUCAACCGCGCAUGCUGACAGUUCUUCGCAGGCAGUGGAUCCGGCUGCGGAAUUCGCCAAAUUCUACGAAGAUCGCCUCGAAGGAUAUGUGCACGCUGAUGACUCGAUACAGUCUGCUGUAGGCGCUUUAUUGGCCAAGCUCGGGGUCGAAGACCUCAGUGACAUUGAUGAGCUCAGAAAAGCAGUGCGGUCGAUUGGUGACCGGAAAAAUUCGGUUGAUUCCUCAACUGAAGAUUCCCACGACGGUCAACAUCUGGUCCGAGACCUGCUAGACACAAUCCGAAACUGGGAUGAAGUAAGAUCCCAAGUCACCUACCAACCCGACAGUCUGUCUACGCUUCAAGAUAUCCGAGGACUAGGAAACUCCGGGCUGGCUAUAUUCUUGGACCAUUCGAGGACGUCGGCUAGGAAGCUAGGGAUAAAACAGGCUCUUGCCGAUGAUGAGAAACUCUACAGGCUCACUAGGACGAUCAAUGAUGAUUUCGUGCAUAUUCGCGAUGCUGCCCUUGCCUGGCUCAAAGCUCUCCUGAUGCCAAAAUUCGCAUUGCAUGCGACGGAUCAUAAUGUGCCACAAAACUGGCCGGCUAUGGAGUCCGCAUACACAUCCUUACAGUGGCCAGACUCGCUGAAAGAGACUGUGGUGCAACUCAUACUGAACCAGGAUGAGUUCAUUUACAGAAACAUGUGCGAGCAGGUCGAAAGCCUAGAGUAUGAGAUUCUCACCCGCCAAGCUGACUCUACCUUUUCUUACACCGCUGCUCAUUUCUCUGUCCUUGAAAUGAUUCAAACACUCUUUGAACUUCACCUUGACAUAUAUGCGUCAAUUAAUAAUCCUAAUAGUGAGGUGGACGGAAGAACGAGGCUUCAGCAGCGCGAUCGCCUGGGAAGGUGGAGCCUUCUCGCACGCACUGCUCUGACACACUUCUUUGACCACAGCUCCUCAAACACUAGCUGCCAGCAAAUCUAUGCUCUUCGCCACAUCUGGGCUUCGACUUUUCACUCCAACAUGGCUAGCGACGUGCAAAGGGAGCAUGUAUUGCUCUGCCUUCAAGACCUGAAAUACCUUUUCAACGGUCUGGAAAAUCCAGUAAUUGGCCUUGUGAACAAUGCCAUCAUGCCUGAUCUAUCUUCUGAAGCCGUCGAUCAAGAGAUUUCUAAGCUUAAGUCGAUGGACUUUUUCAUGAAGAUAUUCAAUCCCAACUCUGAGGAUCCAGUGGAUCUCAUUGAGACCAUUGAACCUAUUCUCGAGCCUGCUUCUGUCCAGUUUGAAGGGGUUGACGAGGAGAACGAGCCAACUCAUGAACCCACCGCUCAAAUUACUGAGAUGGGCUCAUUCCUGGAUCGCGGCGACGCCACGCUGAGACUCUUCCUUUGGCGAAGACUGCAAGACGCCUAUAAGAAGAUCGACUACCCACCCAAAGUUAUUUCCUGCUACUUGCGCAGUAUUGAAAUCAUAAUGAAAGAGCUUCAAAUCUCAUCGCAAACCGACGAACCUAGUGAGCACCGUCAAAUCACCCUGCUCCGGUGGCUGAAAUCACUCGACAGCAUUUUGAACAAGACCGUAACAGCUGUGCUACUCGACACUGACAAAGCAUAUGAGUGUUUUGACACGGAUCAUCUGAUAGCUUCGGUAGCUGCAGUGGCCUCUCUGACCCGACUCCUUUAUGGAUUCUCUAUGUACGAGGAUCUACUUCGCGUCGGUGUGGUCACAGGCCCAGAAGUUCGCGGGGCACUGUCGAAGUCUCUUGAAAGCUUCAAGGAUAGAUUGCGCGAGAUGCAGGUCCGCUGCUGGAUCUUGCAAUAUACACUGGUAAAAGAAGCCAUGAUCCAAGAAAAAGAGGAGUUCGGCUCCCCUACGGAAGAUCAAGUGAACUACUUGCGAGCAGUACAUCAAUGCUUGGGCAUCCGCUAUAUGUGCAAAUUGUCUCAGAAGCAAUUCCUGAAACUCAUGAGGUCGGAGCUCUUUGCUAUAGGGAUUAAUGACGACACUGAGUGGGACAUAUGCCAGCUCCUCUACGAUAUUAAUGGCAUCAAGUGUUCGCCGCUGUAUGGCGAGUUAGAUGAUCACAAAUGCCCAACGGAAAAGCUGGAUCGUACCACGGCUAUCACCAUGGUCAACUUGGUUAUGAAGCAGGCUCAGCGAUUGAGCAUCAAAGAUCUGUCUAAAUCGGAGCUGAAAUCCACUAUUGAGAAGAUGCAGCAGGCUAUUGGUACUACGAAGUCGUCGCCUCCGCUGUCGUACAAUAAGCGCAUCACAAAUGCAUACCUAAAGUCGCCGAUCAAUCCUUUGGCUCUGUUCAGAUCAAUGCAAGGAGUAGCGAGUUUAUCCUUGAUCCCAGUGCUCACUGAAAGUGCUAUCAUCGCUCGGAAUGGCUGGUACUUCCUCUUGGGAUAUGCGGCUUUGACAAGGUUCCGCUCACAGAAGCGCUUGAAUCCGAUCCCAACAAAUGACCUUGACGAUGCCGUGAUGUGCUUCAGACAGGACAUCGAGCAUGGAACGGCUCGAUGGGAGACUUGGUACCGGCUGGCGCAGACAUAUGACUCCAAGUUGGAGGAAGAUAUCACUUGGUCUGCUGACAGGAUCAACAAUAACCGAGCAGAGCUGGUGACAUGGCAACGGUAUGCUAUUCAUUGCUAUGCAAUGGCCAUUUCGACGGCCAUGAGUAAUUCGGAGCCCACCCCUGAGACUCGCGAGAUGCUAGCGGACCUGUUUACAGACUUCGGGAUUCGCCUAUACUCAUCUUCGAGGGAGCCACUCUCUAUGGGAGCAUUUAGCCUAGCAGAUUUCACGCGGCACUUCAGCAACGAGGAGAGUCAGAGCAUGUAUGAAGGCCGACCAUUCAAGGAGAUGAAACUAUACUCCGUGUGGAAUCUAGCCAGCUACCUUCUCAAGCGGGCUUUGAUAGAUAAGCCCAAGAAUUGGAUGACGCAUUACAUGCUAAGCAAAUGUCUCUGGAAGAUGUAUAGCUGUGAUGACUCCGUCAGGGGGCCUUUCAAACAGCUCGAUAUCGACACUUUGCUAGAUUCUUUGCUUGACGCGAUUGAUGCUCUCCCGCAACGUAGGGAUUCGCGCUCGGAACCGAUAUUUGAACCUCACUACAAGCUGGUGACGGUGGUGCACAAGUUGGUUCGACGAGGAGCUUUAGAGCCCGCCGAUGCCUGCAAAACUCUUUUCGCUACGCCCUGGGCUCGCAAGGUGAAACCACCCGAAGACAGGGCUUCAUGGAAGCCCUACAUUUUGGAAGUGCUUCACAAUCUAAAGAAUGCGGAUAAAUCCAACUGGCACCAUCGUAUGGCAUACAGAGCUGCCCGAAUCAUCUACGAAGACGAUCAAGAAUCCAUUGAUGCUGCCUCUAUGGCCAAAAAUGAGCUCACGCAGCAGAUCUUUACCAAGACCAUGACGAUCCAGGUCUGGCGGCCAGAAAAUGAGCGUCCCGGGCGACACUUUGUCUAUACCACGCGCUAUGCCUACUUUUUCGUCGCUUUGCUAGAUCAGCUCGAUGACCGCGCCAACUUGGACCAACUCCUCCGCCGUGUACGCAAAAAGCAAGGCGACUUUGUCAACCACGCCAAACUGUGGGAAGAUAUGUGUCUUACCUACGCGGGCGUGAUCCGGCGUGCGGCACACAUUAGCGAAGGCCACGAGGAGAGUGUGUUCAAGCCUAUCGGCUGGGAGGAGUUCGUUGCCAACACGGCGCGCCUAGAGGGCCUGACAGACCUUGCUCCAGGGAGCGACUCCCUCCUCGAACUCAUUCGCGACGCGAUAGAACUCAAAAAACUCAACAACAACCUCAUGAAGGUCGCGCUUCUGGAGGACCUGAUCGCCGACGUUUACUCGCGCCUUUACCAGAUCAACAUGCCGCAGGUCCUCGAACAGGCCAACGAAGAGAACAAAGAGAAGCUGAAGGUGGACAGCCUCCCCGGCGCCGGUGGCACGAUCAACAGCGACGGCGCCGCCGACAACACCCCGACGCCGCCCACCUCGGCGCCGGCCUCGGAAGCCCCCGCCCCGCGCGGCCGCACCAAGGGCAUCGCAAGGCGCGACAUCCAAAAGCGCUCCGAAGCCAUCGUUCAUCGGAAAGUCCCACCCCGGCUGCCACCCACCAGCAACGCCGCUGCCGCUGCCACCGCCGCCGCCACCGCCAACGCUACCUCUUCCACCUCUGCGGCUCCCACCGCAACAGGAGCCAGCGGCAGCAGAAAGACCCCUACGGGUGCGGACCCCACCUCCACUGCGCUCGACACCCCCUCGCAUCUCUCCGACUCAACCGCUACAGCCACCGGGCCAGAUGCCAAGAUUCAUAGAACCGGCACCACCAACAGCAGCAGACUACUUCUGGCCGAGGAAUUUGCCCCCGGUCAGCAGAGCGAUAUUCCCGCUAGUUUGCAUGAUAGUGCCGACGACGAGAGCGAGCUCAGCGAGAUGGACGAUGAGAAGCUGUCGAAGUUGACGACGGAGCGCAAGCUUUUGUUUCCGAACUUGCGCGAGGCGUCGAUGGACCCGGAGUCGGAGUUGGAGGGUCUGGCGAGCGGUGCAGACGGCGAGGACGUCGAGUUGGGCGAUGCGGAUGGCGAGGAGGAUGAAGAGGAAGAGGAGGGUGAACGAGAAGGCGAAGAGGGCGAUACGAUGGUCGAGGAUGCGGAAGAUGAGGGCGCUGAUGGUGAAGGCGAGGGGGAGGGCGAAGGGGAGGAGGUCGAAGAAGGCGACGACGGGGAUGUAGACAUGGAAGGUGAUGAGGAGGAAGAAGUGGAAGAGGAAGAGGAAGUCGCAGAGGAAGAAGAGGUGGACGAGGAAGAGGAAGGAGAAGAAGAAGAAGAAGAAGAAGAAGAGGUUGGUGGGGAAGACGAUGACGAAGGCGCCGAUGUCGAAGGCGACGAAGACGAGGAAGAAGAACCCCUAGAGGGGAAUGAGACCGUUGAUGAAGCUGAAGCUGAGCCUUCUCAGCUCGAGGUUGCGGGCACGGACGACGACGAUGAGGAUGAGAACAUGACUGAGCAGGAACCCUAGUCUUCAUCCCUGCUUCUUAUCUUCUUUCCGGGUCUUUUGUUUCUCUAUUCCACAUCGCAUUAGCUUCGAUUCCCAAUUUGUGUCAUUAUCUCUAAGCACAGGCUCACCAGAAUGCCUGUCUAUUUAAGGAGAAACAAGCAAUGGCCAGCAUUACAGAGGCGUCAGCCACUUGAG
Molecule: messenger RNA, 6696 nt
Organism: Aspergillus saccharolyticus JOP 1030-1
Lineage: Eukaryota; Fungi; Ascomycota; Eurotiomycetes; Eurotiales; Aspergillaceae
Gene: hir3
Product: putative transcriptional corepressor of histone genes (Hir3)
Exons: 4
Coding region: 148-6522 (2124 amino acids)
Biological process (GO): chromatin organization
Cellular component (GO): HIR complex; nucleus
Molecular function (GO): nucleosome binding
Source: RefSeq, a predicted model, not a curated record